UUGGGCCAAGCGUUGGGACACGGAAGAAACGGGGCAACAAUUUAAAAAAAAAAAAAAAAAAAAAAAUUUAACAUUGGGACUGUCCCGGGGGAAUUUAGGGCAGUUGGUGGACUCGUGUCAAAGAGUAGAAACUUCUGAAAGAUGAUCCAGAGAAAUGGAAUUCAGCUAAGGUUGUUUUGUGGAAAAAAACAGAACAUCAUAUCCUGAUCAGUCAUUUUCAGGAUUGCUACCAGGGGUUUUAGCUAAUGAUGAACAAGGAAAAUAGUUUAAUGAGCAAGGAGGUGUUGAAUAUUACUCUUGAGAUAAUCUUCCUUCUGACUGGAGAGGAUUAUAUUAUUGUGAAGAAAACAAGUGAGUUUGUCACAGAUUCCCGUGUGUCAGAUGAGUCUAAGAAGACCCAGAGAAUCUGUAUGGAACCUCCCCCUAACUCACUGCUGCAAUUAAGAAACAAUGAGAAGCAAAUCCUAACACUCACAGGAAGGAUCAUUUCACUGUUAACCAGAGAGGGUUUUGAUAACAUUGAAGAACAUAACGAGCUAUACAAGGAGGAUAUGGAGAAUCCCCCGCUGCUCAUCUCACUCGAUGGCUCUGUGAGUCGGGGUGUACCUGAAGGGUAUCAAGCCUCCAUUCCUUCCCCUGAUUGUGUAAAAGAAGAUAAAACUGAGAAGGUUAUCCAAGGAACAAAAUGCCGCAGGAAAAAUAUACCCAGAAAGCUGCAGAGCCAACCUAUAACAGAUAUGGCAAUGGGCCCAAUCAAACAGGAAGAUGAAAAUAUGACAGACACUGACAUUUAUCAACCUGCCGAACAUGCCUAUACAGACUAUACAGCUACCCAUAUUAAAGAAGAACCAGUGUCGUGUGAUGAAGGAAACCUCUCAGAUACUGAUAUGUAUAUGCAUAAAGAACAUGCAUACACAGAGUACACAUCUACUAAUCUCAAUGAACAGUUAGCUGAUUGUGAUGAAGGAAAUCUUACAGAAGAUAACAUUUAUACAUCCACUACACAAACUCAGACAGAUUAUACAGCUACACCUAUUAAGGAGGAAUCAAACUCGGGUGGAGAAGAAAUUCGUGUAGAUCCUAGCAUGUAUUCACUCAUAGAUUAUGCCCAGGCAGGAUUCUCAUAUCCUGAACCUUUUCCACCUAAACCAGAUCCUCCCCGUCCAAAACGUAUUAGGCCAAAACUGUUUGUAUGUCCAGAAUGUGCAAAAUGUUUUCCAAGUAAUGCAGAACUUAUUAGACAUCAUAGGACUCACACAGGAGAAAAGCCAUUCUCCUGCACAGACUGUGGGAGAGCCUUCUCCAAAAAGUCAAACCUUAUUACACAUUACAAACUUCACACAGGGGAGAAAGCCUUUGCAUGUGCUCUGUGUGGAAAAUGUUUCACACACAAGUCAGAUCUAGUUAAACAUGAGAGAAUUCACACUGGAGAAAAACCAUUCUCAUGCCCUGACUGUGGGAAGUGUUUCACUGAUAAAUCAAAUCUUGUUACACAUCAAAGGUUGCAUACAGGGGAGAAAUUAUUCUCCUGCUCUGUAUGUGGGAAGAGUUUUACCAAUAGUUCCAAUCUUGUAACACACCAGAGGAUUCACACAGGGGAGAGACCAUAUGUGUGCUCUGAAUGUGGAAAACGUUUCACCCAUAAAUCAGAUCUUGUUAAACAUCAGAGAACCCACACUGGGGAGAGGCCAUUUGCAUGUAAUGUGUGUGGGAAAUGCUUUACUGAUACAUCAAAUCUUGUUACACAUCAAAAGAUUCACACAGGUGAGAAACCAUUCUUAUGUUCAAUCUGUGGGAAAUGCUUUAUCAAUAAUUCGAGUCUAGUUAAGCAUCAGACAGUCCACACAGGAAUUAAGCCUUAUCUAUGCGCUGAAUGUGGGAAAUGUUUUGCAAACAGUUCAAAUCUUACUAAGCAUCAGAAGUUAAACAAGGCACAUAGACAGCUGGCAGCCUCACAACUGGCAGCCUCACAACUUGCGAGUCAACAGUUGGUGCCCUCCACACUGCCAUCUACUCAAGUGGCCUCCUCCCCACUGCCAUCUUCACAAUCGGCAUCCUCACCACUUCCAUCUUCACAACCAGCAUCCUCACCAUUACCACCUUCUCCACAACCUUCUUCGCCGCUGCCAUCUUCCUAACGAGUGGAGAAAUGUUUUAGUAGUAUUUUAGAAAAGAAACUUAUUUCUUUUAAUGUAAGGAUGCUUUAUUGAAAGUUACAUUUGUCUGUAGCACAUUCUAACAGGCCAUAACAUUUCAGAUACUAAUAAUCAACACAAAAUGUAUAUAUAAUUAACAAUUCCAGAUCCUUUUAAUGUUUAUUUUGCAUGUUAUAGUAGUAGCAACCUGGGUCCACACAUGCAUUACAAUCUUUUUUUGAAAUGUUUUAUUUUUUUGUUGUUGUGUGAGCUGGUCAAUAUUGACAGGUAUACUACUAUCAAAAAGAAGGGAGAAACACCAGAUUGAUAAAAGGGUCUUCUGUGUUUUUGGGUUGCUGACAAGAGCAAUUGAACUAGAGACCAGCAUUCCCAUCUAUUAAUAUGUUAAAACAGCAAUCUACAAAGUAUUAUCACUUUUGUAAUUUUCUUCGCAUUCUUAAAAAAAAAAAAAAGGAAAUUUAUGGCAGUGUCACAUUGCCCAUUGUUGCAAAUAUGAGAGCUAAGAUUUGUGUGGGUUUGUUGUGGUUUAUUUUAAUUAGAGUAGUUUUGGUUCCUUGUGGCUUGUGAUUUUAUUUUAUGGGU
Pelobates fuscus (common spadefoot toad) is the source of this 2738-nucleotide messenger RNA. Its product is annotated as oocyte zinc finger protein XlCOF22-like. Gene Ontology annotation, molecular function: DNA-binding transcription factor activity, RNA polymerase II-specific; RNA polymerase II cis-regulatory region sequence-specific DNA binding. Bases 246 to 2138 code for a protein of 630 amino acids. Gene Ontology annotation, biological process: regulation of transcription by RNA polymerase II. NCBI's taxonomy places the organism in Eukaryota, Metazoa, Chordata, Amphibia, Anura, Pelobatidae. Gene Ontology annotation, cellular component: nucleus. The record is from RefSeq and is a predicted model, not a curated record. The transcript has 6 exons.